GACCGAGCACCAUUGAGGGCGGAUAACAUUAAGAGCUAGUAGCAUCAUCUUCUUUAUCAUAAAGGAUCAUGGUUUAUAUGUGAAUAUGAGUGGAGCGUUUCCACUGACCUACUUUUCUACAGUAAAUUACGAGGAAACCAUUUUGUCGGGUGUGUCAGGCCUGCUUUCAUCGCCAGAAUAAACACACACCUGUCCAUAGUUUGGAGAUAGCAGCAGGACAAAGAGGACAGAAUGACAGAGCCAGCCGGCAGGUCUGCCCCUGCUGCACGCUUCCCCAGCAUUAGAAUGGACAUGACCUCAUCCAACUACACUGCUGCACAGCUGAGCAGGCCGCUGUGUGUGAAUGGGACGCAGUGGAUCCUUUACCUACUGGAGGAGUGUGUGGACAACGUGUGGGAGUACUGCAGCGUGGUGAUAGGACUCGUAUCCAUGUUUUGUUUCCUGCUGUCCACUUUUCCGCAGGUCUAUGAGGCCUAUCGAAAUGGCAAAGUGGAGCAGGCCAUGUCUUUUGGCUUUCUUUUAUUCCUCUUUAGUGGAGACAUGACCAGCUUUGCAGGGUGCUACCUCACUAGCCAGCUGCCCAUUCAGCUAGUCACCGUAGUGUUCUACAUCUUCACAGACCUGAUCCUCAUCUCCCAAUUUCUCUACUAUAAGAUCAAGAACAGCUCCACUCGAAAGAGCCCUGUGUUGAAGUGGCUGUGCUUCACGUGGUGUGCCGCUGGUACACUGGUCCUCCUGGCUUUACCCAAGCUCAUCAUUGACAAUAGUAUAACUUUAGACAGUCAGAAUCCAUCUACCUCUAAGUCGAUUGAAUUCACUGGCUAUGUGUGUGGAUACCUGGCGUCUGUCUUCUACCUCUGCUCCCGUUUCCCCCAGCUCUAUAAAAAUUUCCAGCGACAAUCCACAGAGGGGACCUCUUAUCUUUUGUUUGCCCUGGCCAUGAUGGGCAAUGGGACGUAUGGGCUGAGUGUCAUUGUCGUCCUACCUGCACUGAGAGGCUCCAAACAGACGUUCAUCAUCAAACAUCUGGCCUGGCUCAUCGGUAGCCUGGGUGUCCUCAUACUUGACUUCCUUGUCACUGCCCAGUUCAUCAUGUACAGAAAAAACAAGUCCGCCAAAAGCAAAGCGCUACUCAGCGUCCCAGAGGUGGAACCUCUCCUGUGUGAGGAAGAGGAAUUCUCAGUGUAAGAGGACCACUUUGGACCAUCCAGUCAAGAACGGACUGGUUAGUCUACACUUCGUUAUGGACCAUUUUUGUGUCUCAUCAUUGAUUAAUGAUAUUUAUAGUAAGCUGUGUCAGAUCUUCUUCUUUUUGUAGGACAUGCACAACAUGAUCAUCUCCUCUGUGCUUUACUGUAGUAUUACAGAUCAGGUUAAGGCAUUUUUCUUCACACAGGAGAUCAAAUUUUAUUAAGUACCACUUUAGAAACAUUUGAGCCCCGCUACGUUUGAUUAAUUCUUCCCGUGGGAUUUCUUUUUGUUUCAAAUGGAAUAACUGUAUUUUUAUAUUUGCGUCAGAGAGCGUAAACAUCCAGAGGAGGAAGCUUUGUGCCAGAUGUGGUUUAUCAAAUGCCAGCUUUAUGGAAGAACAAAGUGCUUGUUAUUACAUGUUUGUGACAGGGUAAAUACUACUGUAGCAGUGUGUGGUUUUAUACUAAACAUUCUGGUUUCCUUCCAACCUUAUUUGCUAUGAUAGUGACGUAAAAUAUACAGUUAUUGUGAGCACAGCAUUAAAGGAACCAAUGUUUUUUAUGUGAACUUGACAGAUAGUUUGGUCGCCCUGGCUUUUAUUUCUUAUGGUUAACAGUGACACACAGGAAUUUGAGAACAACCUCACAUCUGUAGACUUAUGGCUUGUAUUGAAUUAGAAUUAGACAGAAUAUAAAUGUCUGCUGGGACCAUGGCUUCACUUGAAAGAUGGUGCAGAUGCACCCUGGCCUUGAGGCCAUCUGAAAGGGAUGUUUGAAUAUCUCUCUGCUUUUCUCUAGAAAUACUUUCUUUGUGCCUUAUUAAGCUGAACCUAGUCUUAAUAUAAAUGCACUAUGUAUUCAUUUUGAAAUCAAUUAUUUAUAAGUCAUAUUCCUAAAUGAUUGACAGCCGUUUGAAGGACUGUUUCACUUAAGGCUUAUAUUUAUCCUCUCCAUUUCCGACUUACCUUUUUUGUGUGUGUGUCUUGCAUUACCAUCCUGUUGUGCGACAUUUUAAUUACAUAAAUAAAAUAAGAUAUGCCAUUCAA
Messenger RNA from Solea senegalensis (Senegalese sole), 2236 nucleotides. RefSeq names its product lysosomal amino acid transporter 1 homolog. Lineage: Eukaryota; Metazoa; Chordata; Actinopteri; Pleuronectiformes; Soleidae. The transcript has 8 exons. The record is from RefSeq and is a predicted model, not a curated record. Bases 232 to 1188 code for a protein of 318 amino acids.